AUAAUAUCUCCCAUUUCUUUUAAAUAAUGAAAUAAAGCCUACCACAUUGAUUAGAAUAAGCGUGUUCUGGUAAUGUUUUCUUCUACUUUAUGAUUCACAAGUGACUCCAAAUUGAGAGAAACUUCACCCUUUUUCUCUAUCCAAAAAUGCAUGCAUAAAACACAGAUAACUAUAUAUAUUGUGUAUGCAGAUAGUGCACUCUCUCUCUCUAAACCCCUUUAAUUCUUCUGCAAAUUGCUACUCUUUGUUAAGAGGUACUGAGAUUAUGCGAGCAAGGCCAAAAAGGUCUGGUAGCUGCAUUGUGCUGUUUGUGCAAGUAACUCAAUUGGUGUGAUCCUUCCUUGUUUAUACCCAUCAUGCCUUUGUGGUGGGGGAAGUCGCCCAAAGACGUGAAAAAGAAAUUGAAUGUGGAGAAUAUAAUCCCCUCAGUGCACAGGAAAUGCAUUCGGCCUGGGAUUUUUCGAAGACAACGUAGUGAUUCUACUUGUCAAAAGGAAUUUCAAACCAGGGCAGAUCCCCUUUCUUUAUUGCCGUCCAAACAAGUGUUGUGCAGUCAUUGUUCUUGUCAAAAGGCCCAGCCACUUCCCCUCCCUGGUACUCAUUGGAAUUCAAGAGAGAUGGUGAAGCCAGCUUAUAGUUUGUUGAAUUAUCGAGCUUGUCCCAUAUCUCCUGAACAGAGACAUGUGAACUGUAAAGUUGCUUGUUCAGAGCCUCAUCCGGGUGUUGUGUCAAAUACUUCAGACAGCUCAGUUUCAAGUCCUUCUAGAAGCCCGUCAAGAUGUUUUGGUGAGCGGGCAAUGCAGCAUGCAGAAGUACCUCUACAAGGACUUGGACAGUCCCCGGUCCCUCGUUCUGUACACAAUUCACGAAACAAUUCCUUUACAGAGGAUAUCCCUUGUCAGCUCCUUUCGCCGAAUUGCAGGUGUAGUCCAGAGUAUUCCCCGUUGACCAGCCCCCGAAUGAUGAGCCCUGGUCCUGGCUCGAGGAUACAUAGUGGUGGGGUUUCGCCUCGUCAUCCUCACGCGGGGGCAACUGCAGCCGAGCCCUCUGCAGCCCGGCCCGAUGAUGGGAGGAACCGGAGCCACCCAUUGCCUCUACCUCCACUGCAAAUAUGUAAUCCUUCUCCUUUUAUUCCAUCUUAUUCACCAGCGACAUCACCCAAGCUUCCACGGAGUCCUGGUAGGACUGAUAAUUCUUCAAGCUUGGCUUCACGCUGGAAAAAAGGACGACCACUUGGAAGAGGAACAUUUGGACAAGUUUAUUUGGGUUUUAAUAGCGAAAGUGGUGAGAUGUGUGCCAUGAAGGAGGUUACAUUGUUCUCUGACGAUGCUAAGUCGAAGGAAAGUGCACAGCAACUUGGACAUGAAAUUUUACUCUUAAGUCGUCUACGUCAUCCAAAUAUUGUGCAAUAUUAUGGGUCAGAGAUGCUAGAUAACAAACUAUACAUAUACCUUGAGUAUGUAUCUGGUGGUUCGGUUCACAAAAUUCUGCAAGAUUACGGGCAGUUGGGUGAAGCAGCAAUCAGAAGCUACACCCAACAGAUUUUAUCUGGGCUGGCUUAUUUGCAUGCCAAAAAUACAAUUCAUAGGGACAUCAAAGGAGCAAAUAUUCUUGUUGACCCUAAUGGGAGGGUGAGAUUGGCUGAUUUUGGGAUGGCAAAACAUAUAACUGCUUCCUGUCCAUUGUCGUUCAAGGGAAGUCCGUACUGGAUGGCGCCUGAGGUCAUAACAAACUCGAGUAGUUGUAACCUCGCGGUGGAUAUAUGGAGCCUCGGGUGCACUGUUUUAGAAAUGGCCACCGCAAAACCACCUUGGAGUCAAUAUGAAGGGGUUGCUGCCCUAUUCAAGGUUGGAAACAGCAAGGAACUUCCGGAUAUUCCGGACCACCUAUCAGAUGAAGGCAAGGAUUUCGUAAUGAAAUGCUUGCAGAGAAAUCCCAGCCGUCGACCGACAGCCGCUCAGCUACUGGAGCAUCCCUUUGUUAAAAAAUGUAGCCCAUUGGAAAGAUCCGUUCCAGGGCCUUUAGAAUCCAUUCCUGCAUUCAUGCAAGCAGUCAAAACACUGGGAUCUGGACGCUCUAGAAUUUCUCCCUAUUUAGACUCUUCCGAGGCUGUCACUCCAUCCGAAAGCCCGAAAGUUUUUCCUCGAUUUAGUGAUGGCUUUAUAUUGAAUAACUAUUCCGGCCCUCUUUCUCCAUCUCAAAACUCUGUUUCAUACUCACCCCCACCUCAGUUUAAAAAGGGACGAGUUUCCCCUGCUCCAUCUGGUGCUUCGACUCCGCCAGGUGUCGCCACCAAGGCUACCGCUAGUCCACCACACCAUCUAAACACAUCAAGCCAGUCGAACAAGCCUAAAAUAUUUCGUGGGUUUCUUCAGAAGGCUCAUUCAUCCGUGGAUAAACUCUCGCGUGGAGUUGAAUUUUUUGAACAAGAGUUUGAAAGGCCUAUUGCAUGGAAAGAGAAAUUAAAUGGCACACAUAUGAUGUUAGCCGAUCAAGUGUCACCACAGCUGUCUGGUAAUCUCGUGAGACAACGACCAGUGGUGGAACUUAGACCAAGUCCUACAAUGCCCAAUGGCAAGUACGAAUUUUGAUGUGUAUCGUAUUUUCUGCUGGAGGACGAGACGUGUAAAAACCCGUGAUUAGUAUCUAAAUUGUACAAUUGUAAAUGAAAGAAGUAACAGUGUUCUGUUUAAUUUCUGAGGCUGAAGAAGAUAGAGAGGAGGAGUUAUUUUUUUUAAGAGGAGAAAAACUCCAGCUGCUAACUGUACCUUGAUCUUGACUGGUGACUGGUGACUGGUGAGACAAAUGUAUAUUCUAUUGGCUUGGCUAAAGAAAAGGAAAAGAGAAAAAAGAUAGAAAUGAUUGGACUUGAUAAUGAGUUAUACAGUGUAGAAUUUUCCUUUGGCAUGCUGUUAUUUUUGUAUAAUUUGUAUAUUUAUAGCGAAAUGUUUCGACGAGUCAUAUUCCCAGGUGAUAGGUUCUCUAUUGAAAUAUAACUUGCUGAAAAUGGUUAUGAAGUAUGAAAACAACUCUUUCAAAAUUGUAAUGAGCUGCUCUGUUGCAUGUUUUGUACUGGAAUUUGAAGUUGUAAUGUAAUUACCUGCUCAUUCAGCUA
Striga asiatica is the source of this 3115-nucleotide messenger RNA. The record is from the annotation of a GenBank genome assembly. Lineage: Eukaryota; Viridiplantae; Streptophyta; Magnoliopsida; Lamiales; Orobanchaceae.